Molecule: messenger RNA, 15033 nt
Organism: Zootoca vivipara (common lizard)
Lineage: Eukaryota; Metazoa; Chordata; Lepidosauria; Squamata; Lacertidae
Source: RefSeq, a predicted model, not a curated record
UUCUUUCUUUCUUUCUCUUCUUGCUUUAUCCCAGUAAGUGUUUAGAUGUUGACAAACUAUGUUGAAGACAAGAAGAGGAGUUUGGAUUUUUUUUGCUUCUGAUUUCAGUUAAUUAGUUUACUAUUACUGUAUUUCUGAACUGUGGUUUAUCUUAACUAUAGUUUGUUGAAACUUUCUUGCUUGCUUGCUGGAUCCCAGUAAACAAUAAACAUGGAGGAAAAUUAACAUGAUCCAAAGUUAUUGCUCUUUCACAUGUUAGAUUGCUCCUUGACUGUGCAUGUGAAUUCAGUUUAUUUUACUUGAUGAAGAAAGAUAGAAGAAUGACCAAUUUCUCCAUUUCAGGCCUGAGCGGGGGUUUUUUUGGGGGGGGGAUUCCCCUCUCAGAAAAAGGAAAAGAAGAGAGAGUUCAGUCUUCCUGGCUCGUAGCAUCACUAUUUCAUUAGUCAUUGAUAGAUAUGGGAUUAAAUUACCAUUGACCAGUAUGGCUGAUGUUCUUAGAUCCAGUAAGAACACUGGAGUAUUUGAACAGAGUAUUUGAACACUUGCAUUUGUUUGGAGGUUAUUCAUUUUCAGCUUUUAUAAUUUCUAAAGUACAUUCCAGUUCUUUUCAUAGUUAUCAUCACAGCAAACCUAUGAGGGAAGUUAUUCUUCUAGAUUUGCAGAAGAGAGCUGGGGGCUUAAUGUCUUGCAAGGAAAGUCACAGAACAAAUCCAUGACUUAGUCAAGAUAAGAACACUAUUUUCCUGAUUUGCAAUUCAACGUUCUGUAUCUGUGCAGGGGUAGCCAUGAUGGUGCCCUUCAGAAGUGGUUGGACUCAACAGGCAAACUGAAAAUUGAUGCAGAAGUCUUUUUCUUUGUCAGAGUUAAGUCAACCUGAGAAGUUGUCUGAGAAGUUCAAAUGGUAAAUGUUACUGGCUACCUAUCUUCAUGCCAGAAUUAUUAGCCAACUAUAUUUUAUUGUGUCAAGCAUCGAGUGAAUAACAGUUCUAUUUGAAGCACCACAGACGUGCUGAAAUUUGCUUUGGCAGAUAACAGUCUCAUCAUCUGACCCUGGGUAGCAUGAGCCGUAAGCAGCAAAGUCCUAGGCCAGUUGCUGAAGAUCAAGGUUGCCAGCUUUUUAAAUGGCUCUGCAGUUGUGCCUUUAACAGCUGCUUGAUACAUAGGCAUUAAGAAGGUAAUGAUCUUCUGCCCUGUUCAUGUACUUACAUGCACAACCUAAGUGUGCAAAGCAAGGAGCUUUUAGGCUCUCCCAACCUAACUGCCCACCCAAUAACUUCAUGUGACAUGUGGAUAUGUGAAAAGAAAGCCCCUGUGAGCUCCUGCUCACAUGCAAUCAGUUUGGGAAGACCCCUGGGAUCAUUACCGUCAUUGGAGGCCUGAGUGGAUUUCUGGAUCCAUUCAUUUUGCCUCAGGCAGAAGUGGCCUCAUUGGUGCAGAGUGCCUUCCAUCAGCUUUGGCUGAUCUGUCAGUUGCAACCCUACCUGGCCAGGGAUAGUCUAGUUUAAGUUGUCUGUGCUCUGAUAAUCUCUAGAUUAGAUUACCUCAAUGGCAGUUCAGAAACUCCAGCUAGUGCAGAAUUCAGGGGCCAGAUUGUUGACCGCUUUCAUCAUCUGACACUCUUCUUCAUGUGCCCCCUCUGAGGGAGCUUUAGAGGGUAGCAACAUGAGAUUGGGCCAUCUCUGUGGUAGCUUUUCAACUGAAGCAUAUUCCCCACAGAGAUGCAUGAAGAAGUCCCCAUUCACCCAGACAUUUCACUCUUAAUUGGUUUUCAUCUUUUAGUUAGGUGGGGUUGGAUGUGCCCUUUUCAUAUUAUUGCAAUGUUUUCAGUUCAUAACUUUUUUAUUUAAAACACACACACACACACGUAUUGUAUUCUUUUUUAAUAUAUAUAUUUUGAGGCAACAAAUAAAUAUUUUAAUUGAUCAUUAAGCGAUAAGAUAACAAAUCCAAGGCAACAAUUCCACCGAAAGCAAUAAAUCUGGUAGAAACAUUUACAUCCAUUUAUAGGUCAAGGAACAGUUGCUAUGAAUUGCUAUCCAUAAUACCCAAAUAAAUCAUUUUCAAAAUUGAAAAUGAAACCAUAAUUGUGUAGGUCUCACAUAAUGGAAUAAUUCUCCAUACAAAAGCAUAAGAAUAAAGUAACCCCGGAAAUUAAACUUUAUGUCAGAGGAAAGAGUUCUGGACUACCCUUAUCCCUGAUGCUCUUGUUUUCUAUGUGUAGGAUUAUUUGUUGGUUUGUAUGGAGCAAUAUUUAAUUUUAUAUGCUCUCCCUCCCCCACCCUGCCAGCAAUCCAAAGUGGUAGAUCUCAGAGCUUUUGGAUUGCCACCACAGUAAGAACAAAACCUUCAUCAGUAAAUGAAUGGAUUUUUUUAUAAAAACAAAACAAAAACAAAAUAAAAAGACCCAGGCCUGAUAUUCAUUUUUGUCUCUGUCAGUCCAAGAGCUGAAUCAGUUAGAAAGGUGUGGUUAAAUGUUUUUGGAGUUCGUGUAGAUUGUGUCCUUAUUUAUCCUGCUGUGACCUCAUGAUGCCACACAUGGCCUCUUAGAAGUGGGACAAGGAUUAUUGCUAUUCCCUCUAGAAGUGCUCCUCUGUCACUUUCAAGCUGUUGAGAAUGCUCACCGUCUCAAACAAGAGUACAUCCAGCUUAACAAAUUAGCUGCAGACGUUUUGAAGCAAGGGUUUGAUUUUUAGACAACACUGCAGCAUUCAAAGGCAUAUAACAAUGUGGAUCUGGGAUGUUUUCAAGAUGCCGUCUUUGAACUUCAUUUUGGCAAGCAAGUGAACCCAAGCACACCAUGUUCCCUUUAUGAAUCUCUUCAUUGUAUAUGAGAUAAGCAAGUGAUCAAGCCUUUGGCAUAGCAAAAGCCUGCGCUCACCCACCAUGAUUUUAUUUUAUUUUAUUGUAAAGCAGACAUAAGACUUUACAGUCUUCCGUAUCUCCUAUCUCUACCCACUGCUCCUAACGUCUUGUUUUCAGAUACAAGAAAGGAAUAUCAUUUGUUUUAUUGUACUGCCGAUUUUAUCAGAUGUAUUACAACAUGGAGCAUCACAUGCUAAGGUCCCGAACCAAAGGACUUCAGGGAAGUCAAAAGGUCAUUAUGUUUGGUCUUCCACAGCUCUGUCAAUCUACACCAGUUUGUUUUAUUUAAUUGUUACUUGCUGGGGACAGCAGGAGGGCAAUAUACCCACAAAAUAGGAGGAUUUUAAGGCGAUGUACACACUCUCAUUUACUCUGUAUCCAGUGCAGUCCCACUACUAGUUUGAGAAGUGAUGUACAUACAACAUUAGCCACAAUCCAUGUCUAUCCUGUAUCUCUGCAGUUGUUUCUUAGAAAAUAGUGUGCUUAGAUGCACUAGCUCCAACCCAAUUUGAGAAAAAGGACGCCUGAAUUAUGCUUUAAGCUGGUAAUGUGUACAUAGUCUUUGUGUGAGUGAUGUUACAGGGGAACCAGAUACAUACGUUGUAAACCCUGAACCAAAAGAAAACUGAUUAUUUUACGUAUCCACUUGACUGUGCUUUCUAUGUAUGAGAAGCACAGUAACGAAUCCACAUGGAAUCGGUGCUUUCGGGCUGAUCUGCUCCAGCUGUAUAGCGAUUUUCCUGUUUUGCAUUAGUAGAAGCCAUGCUUCUUAAAAUCUUGAAGCUCAUUUUUCAUAUCAAAAUUGCCACUUAAUGUAAAUUAUUGUGAUACUUUGGGUAUUCUGUGCAUUGGCGCACAACUCCUGGGUAGAUGGUGCUGUGUUCUCUGGCGAGCAAAGCAUGCUGCUGUUUGUUGUGAGCGACGUAUAUUACAAAUGUGCUAUUUAAAGAAAAAAUGGAGGAAACGGGAAGUUGACGUAAAUACCUACAUUUCGACAGAACUAUAUUUAGUUCCUGUGAAACUAAAAAUAUUUUGGUGUAUUGUUCUGGUCAGGUCAGGUCACAUGGGUUGGACAAUGCAGUUACGUUGUUAGUUGUCUGGCUUCCUCCUAUUGGCAACUUUGUUUUGCUAGAUUACAAGGAAUAAGGAAGUUGGAGGUCAUUUAGCAAAAUUUCUGGUACACCUCGAUGGGGAGGGCGGGGAGUAAUAGGCCUGGUUUGAUUUAGGCUUUUUGAAUUAUAUGUUAAAUCUGGCAGUGAUUAUGUAACAUUAGGUUGUGACAUAUCAUAUUGUUCAUCUUCAUCCUGAGCAUCCAGACAAAACAUGGUGCAUUUUUAAUAGCAAAGGCUUAUAGCGAGCAAGCUUUUAUUAUGGCAUUCUGAAAUAUUUUCUAUGCCUUGAUGGUAUAUCAUCUUUGGAUACAAGUCAAUAAAGAUAUGCGCUCAUCUGUUUUGAUUCACAGUUGCAAAAGAGCUAUGCUUCUGAUUUGUGAAUAUGGACAUUUUGAUUAAAUUUAUUGUAUGUGCAUCUGGCAGCCCAUAAUUGCAUUGAACCAAACUAUCUUUAAAAACACUGAAACCUCAGAUCAUUUGUGAAAAUAAUCAUUUGGAACAUAAAACACAGUUCUGCCAUGCCAGCUUGUUUCUUCAACACCCCUUGCCCCCCGCUUCCCCACACUCAGGAAUGGCAGCUUGAGGAUAUGGAUCAUUCCCCACAUGCGCUGUUUUAGGUUCCCUGCUUCUCAUGUCUGUGUGUAUCUAUAGGUUGUAUACAGUGUGAUUGCCCAGGGAUGGUUACCAGAAUAUUGGGACUGUCCCUUAAUACAGACUAUUCGAUCAUAUGCGUGAAACGGUGAAUGGCCCAGGCUCUGCCCCCAAAAGUGUUGCGUUAUGGUUUUGGGGAUGAGUGUUAAUGAUCUCUCACGGUCCCCAGCUCAGUGGUUCUGACUGUAAAAAAACAACCCAGGAUUAGCAACUGACAAGAGUACAUAGGAACUGGCCUGACAAGAUAUAUUCCCGAGCAUGCCCUGUUUUAACCGAAGAUUUUCAACUGAGCUGCUGUUCGUUCAUGGGAAAGAAAGAUGGUGGGGAUCGGGUAACUCAUUUUUGUCUGUUGUCUGGCUUGGGGAAGGGGGCAAGCUAGGUUGCAAUUUGUGUCCCCAAAUUGGGCCCAGAUUUGCUGGAAGUGUCCCUCCUAUGAACCUAAUGGGAGAGGAGGGCCUUUUGGGGGUAGGGAGCCCUCUCCUUGCUGAGUAAUCAGGGUAGACAGAGCAGGAUUCACAUCCCUGACAUAAAGUCUUUCUGUCUGGGGAGAGGAGGGAGACAAUGAGUCACUGAGGCUUCCAAGAGUUGUCAACCUUUGGGGGCCCAAAGCUAUUGUGGGCACCGCACACACCACACAACCAAGGCUGUUUGCGACAAUAGAAUGCUUCUUUCAAGCAUAAUUUCAAUGGGAGAGGUGGACCCAGUGGGCACCAGGAAUGGGAAUAAGCCCCAUAGAACAAAACAGGGUUUGCUUUUGAUCCUGGGUGGGUAGACAUGUAUAGGAUUAUGCAGCAAGGAUCCUUGUCACCUUGCCCUCUGAAUGCAGAGACCAGGAUCAAUGGCAGAAACAAACAGGCUUUUAGGUAAGCUAUCAAUAUCCUUCUGGAAUUAUGCAUGUAUCCCCCACCUUUCUUCUCAGUUGCUCAGAACCAUGUACUGUACAUUGUUCUCUCCCCACCUCCCCCAUUUUAUCCUUCUAGCCACCCUGCAAAAUCAGAUAAGCUAAGAUGGUAACCAGCCCAAGGUGAGCCUCGUGGCUGAGUAGGAAUUGGAAUUUGGGUCUCCCUUUUUCUACUCCAACCCCUGCACCAGGGGUAAUCAACGUGGUAUCCUUCAGCUGUUUCAGACUGCGGCUCUCAUCAUCUCUGAUCUAUACUGAUAGCAGCUGGUGAAACUUGCAGAUCAGGCAUCUAGAGGACUGUCUCAUCUUGAAUACAGGCAAUGACCAAUUUGCACUGGGGUUACAGUCCUGUUAUGCCCCGUUGUGCCUCCACUCCGCCCCCUCUUCUGCUCCCUUUUCCAGCUACUUCUCGGUCACCGGGAUCCGCACAUGCGCAGUCACACGUCAGUUGGUCAUUGCCUAUAUAUUGACAAUAUCCUAAAAUGUCUUUAUGUCUUAUUCCCAGCACAGGUUAAUAAGCAUGUGUGAAAAGAAAAGGACCUGAUAUUCUUUCAAGAUGCUGGAAUUUUAUUCACCUACCUGAACUUCACAGUGUUAUAUUUAAGAACAUGGCAGUACUCAGUGGUGGGAUGGGAAUAAAGGCAGCUUUUGACUUAUGGUGUCUAGCACUUUACAGUACAUGACCAAGCUGAGUCUGACCUUGUUGGCAUCACCUGAGUAAUCUUUGCAUAGGGAUGAACAGUUCUUUGAACAGUUUCUAAUGCCUAUUGAACAAAAGGUUUUCCCUUCAGUCUAGUGCAUAUCUUUUUCUUCAUUUUUUUGUAUAAAUGUAAAGAAAUGACUACUGGCAAAAUCAUGCUUUCUACUUCCCCUGUAGUUUCUUUUCUCGUGCAUGGUGUCUUGAACUUCCACAGAGCUCAGAUGCGGGGAAUAGAUCCAUAUAAAUAUUUUGAGUUUACAUAUCAUCAAUUUAACACAUGGGGAAUGGUUGCAGCUUGGAGGGUGAGCACAAGUUUGUGUACAAAUGGCCCCACAUUCAACCCCUGACAACUAUUAUUAUUAUUAUUAUUAUUAUUAUUGAAUUUCUAACUUGCUGUUCCUCCUAAAGGAGCCCAGGGCAGCAGACAACAAAGUAAUAAAACAAAUGAAUAUCUAGAGAGCAAUUGAAAAACUGUUACGGGCAUUUAAAACAUACCUUAAAAUAUAUUUAGGGACAGACACACAUUAUUGCUUUCAGGGUUGUCAGGAACCUUUCAGCUAUCAAAUGCCUGGGUGAAGAGGAAUGUUUUAAAAUUCCUCUUGGAUUUUAAGAAAAGUAGAGAUUGGAAGGAGUUUUGCCUGGAACCCUGGUGAGCCACUGCUUGUCAGUGUAGACCAGUGUCUCCAGCUGGUUUUGGACUACAACUCCCAUCACCCUUAGCUAGCAGGACCAGUAGUCAGGGAUGAUGGGAAUUGUGGUUCUAAAAACAGCUGGAGACCCAAGCUUGGGAAAUACUGAUGUAGACAGUAGUGAGAUAGAUAGACCAAUAUUGUGACAUGGUAUAAGGCAGCUUUCUAUGUUUGGUAUUUUAGGUACUUCAUCAAAGUAAGUUGUGCCUUACUCAAGAACGCUGUGAUAUAAUUUUUUCAUACGGUUGGAGGAAAACCUGAGAAAGAAUGAGUUAAAAGCAAGGGGCUUUUUUUCUCACCUGAUUUUAGUUGAUCAGGUAGCAAUGCUACUGUUGGUACCUCUUUCUGAGCAUGUCAGAAUGGAUGGAGUUCAUGUGUCACAGUAAAGGCAGUACAAGAGAGCAAACACCGAUGUGUGGGUGAAGAAACACUCUGGAAUAGAAAACACUACUCAUGACAACAAUCCCAAAGCAAUAUUAUUUUUUUAGGAUAAUUCAUAAUCAUUAAUCUGGGACCCUGACGCUGUAAAGAUUUUCAGAUUAAUAUAACUUAAUCAAAGAGUGUCACAAGUUUACAAAAGUGAGCAUUUUAUAUAUUGUACAGAUGUUGUUGACACUCAUCUUUCUCGGGAGACAAUGGAGGAGUGUACCUUUAGGGGGUCACAGAUUGCAGUGGCUGUAGAGACCAAUAUGGGAGAGGCAUGUUUUGUUGCAGCUGGGGCAGAUAAAGGCAUUUGGUUGUGCUGCUGCAAAUGCACCAUGGGGUUUCUUCUAUUUCAGUUAGAAUUUUAUUUGAUCCAACAUGUGCAAAGGAUAUAGCAACUAGGGAUGGAAGGGUCUAGGAGUUUUGGUUCUCUCAGUUUCUCAAAAAAAACCACCUCCCCAACUUCAAUACACUUCUCCACAUUUUGCAGCAGUUAAUGCUUAAAAUAAAAUAAAAAACCACCCAUGAACAAUCACCAACAUUUUGAAGUGAAUUUCUCCCAAUAAACACAUUUUAGAUGCAGUUUUGAUUAAUGUACACAUUUUUGCAAAUAAUUUUCCCUAAUGCAAUUUUGUAUUUCUUUUUCACUAAUGUCUUUACCUGUGUGCUCCAUCCCCCCCCCCACUAUAUUCAUUCUUGUAAAUAUUGGUUGGAGGACUGCAAAAUUUUGAUAUGUAUGAAUUUUGAAGACUAGCUGUCUUUCCGAAAGUUCAGAUACAAACUGAAUUGAAUCUCUCCUCUUUCUGUCAAGCAAUAGUGUAUAAUUUAUGUGCAUUGUGCUCCUUUGUGGUCAAAUGCUUGGCAGUGAACCCAUUCAUGUGACUGCACACAGUUUUGGGCCAGGGAGGCACCACAGUACACGUGCAUGAAUGCAAAAGUCAGAACAGAGCCUUAAUGCUAUAAUCCAAUCAAGAGGAUCUGCUGCUAUCAUAAUCUCAGACUGAGUGGUUCAUAAUCAGCAGCUGAGACUGGGAAUGAAUUGCAGCCCUUAGCAACAUAUUUACUCAAGGGUUACGCUUAAGAAGAUAUUCAAAACAUAUGUUAGGUUUAUUGGUGAGGACAAUGUCAGGAUGUGUUUUCUCCUUUUGCUCGUACAUCAUUGGCUGAGUGAAGUGAGGCCAUCAGUUUAACUCAGUGGUGUAUCGUUCUGUUUAAAUCUGUUUGCCAGUCCAUAAUGCGAUAACACCAUUGAAUACUGGCAUAUCAGAAUGAAAUUUGGUAUGUACCUUAAGGGCAACUGUUAUUUGCUUCAGAUUGGAAUGCCAGCUGGAUCCUUGCACCCAUUUUCAGAGGAUGCGGGGAUAAAAUGCAAACUAUAACACACUGUGAUAUGUGCCUUGGAGACAAUGAUAUCAGAAUGAAAGUUGGUACAUACAUUCAGGGCAACUUACUGCCUUUCAAAUAUGAACCUUUCCCACAUCUACGAUAGAAUUUUUAAGGUGAUUUAACCAUAACUGUACCCUGUAUUCAAAGUAUGGUAGGACCAUAGAUUUGUGGAAUGGCAAUAUUAUAUUGGCCAUUUUAUUUUCAGUCCCUUUCUGAAUGAUUGCUAGAAUUCACCUUUUUCACACAGGGUCGACAUCUUAAUCAAUCUAUCCACUGCAACCCCAGCAUCUCUUGACUUAGUGUGUAUGUGAAAUUAGGAUUAUUUUGCCCCGAUGUGCAUCAUUUUACACUUGUUUACACUGAAUUUAUUUGCCAUCUUUGCUGCCCAUCCACUCAGUUUCGAGCAAUUGUUUUGGAGUUCCUCGCAACUCCUUUUUUUUUUGUUUUAACCACCCUGAACACUCUGGUAUCAUUAGCCAGCUUGACUGCCACACUGCUCAGCCCUAACUGUGGAUCAUUUGUGAACUAUUUAAAAAUCAAAGGUCCCAAUUCCUUGGGGAAAAGGAAACUGAAAUGACAGAUUUGCAAUAUUGCAUAUUGAUAACAUGUUACGUUCUAUGAGUAUGCAUCUGUGAAGGCGCAAUACAGCUUCAUUCAUUUAGGUUACGUACUAGAACUUGCUUUGUAAUACUGUAACAAACGUAAUAUACAUAGGGUGGAAGUGAAAGUUGCACUGAUGCAAUCAUCCCAUCACUGCAAGUGUUUCUACUUGCAGAUAGAACCAUCUCUGCCCUCCUUCUUCCAUGUACUGUUCUGGGGAUACUCCUGAGCCUCCAGAACAGAUUUGGGGGAAACUCCAGGGAGUGCAGUGAGAGGAGAGUGGGGAGAACCCUUCUUGUGCUAGCAUGAGGUCUUUUGCCGGCUUCCGCUAGUUCUUCAAAGCAAUCACUUGGAGCCUUAGAAGCGACUUUAUUCCAGAGCACACUGCUAUUACUUUUACUAGUAAACAUUUAUGUAAUGCUAGCAUAUUUUGUUUAAUUUCAGUUUGGAUCAAUCUUUUGGAGUGAAUGGCAUUCCAGCUGCAGAAGUGCUCUUUGGAUUCAGUCCUUUGUUGCCAGGUUCCAUUUUGGACAGGCGACUCACCCCUUUACAUCCACCAAGCUUGGGGCAAAUUCUGCUGCUGCAGUUUGGGAGCUGUUCCAUCCCAUGGAGCUGCAGCCAAUAACAUACAUUAAUAACCAUCAUAAUUAUGGGUGCAUAGGCUUUUGUCCAAAUGGAGUCUGGCAAUCUUACUUGAGCUGUGAAAAUUGAAGAUAAAAUUUCAAUACUUAUUUCAGUAAAAACCUUAGCAUUGGCAGCAAGCAUUAAAGUUCAAGUCAGUAUCAGCAAUUGGCAACAGUUGGUUGCAUCUCAGCCUGGGAGGGGGAUUUGCCCUUGAAAGGGUUGUAAACAGCACUAGGCACAUGUUUGUGAUCAGGUCUCCUCUUUAUCUGAACUGCAUUUUUUUUGUCUUGAUAGACACCAUAGAAAGGAUGUUUUCUCCCCCUCCUUAGCAUGGCAAUGUUUUAUUUAGGGUUUUACAGUGCUAUACCACACAUCUGUGUCUGAUUUAUGGGAUGAAGAAAAAAGGAAAACAGAUUAUUUUUCCCCAAGCCACAUCUACACCUUCUUUUCUCUUUGCAUCAGAUUAAUGAGCAAGUGCUCAUACGACAUACUGGAAGUUGGGACUUUCAUGAGCUACCAAUAAUGUCUGCAUAGCUGUCUUCUAGUUUCGCCAUGAUUACUUCUUGUAAUGUGGGCAAGAAUGUUUAAAAUUCAAGGGACAGACUAGUCUGGAAAAUCAUAUUGCUUUUGUUUCAGACUUCGCAGGUCAAGACAGAUACCUUUGCAUUCGAAAUAGCUAUAACACUGUGAUAUAAUGCAGCCAUAUUUCUUUCUUUGUGUCACAUGCACAUACUUGGAUAAUUUCCCCCCACUUUCAGUAGUCCAGUAGACAAAUGUACAUCAACCUUCAACAGACAUAUCAAAGAUCUAUGCAUUAUUUUUACUUUGUGGCUCAGUCAGUUGGCUUUAUAAGGUUCCUGCCAGGAAUAACAAUUCAGCAUAUAGGUUUCUGAGAUGUUAGAUAACAGACUUAAUAUUUAGCCACAAUUAUUCUUAAAUAAUAGUACUUGACAUUGGUAUGGAACUUCAAAGGGCUUCACAUAAAUAGUGAUCCUUCCAAUAAUGCUGUAAGGUAGGCCAGUAUUGUUAUCCUCCAUACGGAGCCUGAGAGAAUGGUUGGCUUAAGGCAGAGGCAAGUUUGGGACCAGGGACCUCUUCUUGAAUCAUAGCUUAGUCUCUUAGAACAUUAAGAGGACCUUGACAAUGUGUGGUAGGGUUGUUUGCUGUAAUGUCUGUAAAAAUGCACUUUAGUGUUUCUUCAUUCUCUUGCCUUGUAACAUUAACAAAAAGUUUAGUUGAAACCAGCGAAUUUACGCUUCCUCUUAGUCUGUUUAUGCCUUGCUUUGAUGUAUGUGUUCCUCCUUGCUAUGUAGCCAUUGGCCUCUUUAAGAAUGUAACCAUGAUUUGUGAUUUCAGAACAGAAAGUAAAACUUACUGUACCGAGUACCUUUGAAGGAAAAGCUUCUUCUAUAGUGAACACAACAGGCUAUAUCCAGUGGUGUUAUUUUCGGAUGGCUCUUUGAUCUAGUGGAGGCUUCCAUGAAUGGAAGGGGGGGAAGAAUAUUUUUUUUUUUGCUGAUUCCCCCUUCCCCCAGGGGACUCGGGGUUCCCUCAGAAUAUCACUGGAAGUGUUGUGAGAGGGAAAACCUGUCCAAAAUUGCUCCCCUCUCUGUCCAUUCACAAUUAGAUUAAACCUGUCAUAGAAAUCAUAGACAAAUCACAGUUCAUGCAUCUGUACACACAUUGUGUUUGCAUAAACUGUGAUUUGACUACACAUUGAAUUAGUCAGUUAGAGCACAUGGAGUAUUCCUAUGGUGUCAUGCGUUUAAAAGGUUGUCUGAAUUUGCCUUGGUUUGUGCAAAACAUCAGCAAGGUAAAGUGCAGGGUGAUUAUGUUUUAUUGUGAUGGGAAAUGAUCUGAGGAAACCCAGCCAUGCAAACACAUUUGCAACUUCCCCCAGCAAUUCUGCAAAUGCCACCAGGACCAUCAUUUUCUAAAAAGUAGUAAUCAUUCUCCACAAAAUCAUUCAAAAAUGGGAAUAUAUGAACGAUUGCUUCCUGUGAGUGUCAGGCUGUACUACAGAGUGUAGUCUAUGGCAAAUAAUUUCUGCAUUCAGCACUUUGUGUUAAUUGAUCUAUGUUUCUAUGGUUUAAUAAGCAUAUAUAGGCUUUUCUGCUACUCCCCAAGCAAGAAUGAAAUGUGUUAUGAACUGAAACUCGCUUCUGUUUCUUAUAAAUCUUGUCAUUGCAGAAUAAGAACUGAACAUAGACCUGGAGUAUGGCAUUGCCUGCUAUGCAAACAUGAACACACCACAGUUUCUGGCAUGGAUAAUUAACAUUUUAAAGAGGCAUUUGCACAACCAAUUACACCAGUGUAAGUUCCACUAAAGUCAAUGGGAUUAUAACAGUGUAAGCAGUCAUUGAAUCCCUCCCACCCCCAGUAAUUGCUCUGCCCUGGACCUGAUUGGAUCAUGUCAGGAGCUCAUGUGGAUUCAGGGAGGCAGAAAGUCUCUCUUUCUCCUUAACAUGGUUUGGCCAUAUGUCACACAGUUUAAGUAGUAUGUGAGGCCUUUUAAUUAAGGCUGACAGGUCUUUAAAUGGACAAAUCUAUAGACUGGACUUGGCCAAACUAAUCUUCCCUCCUACGUUCUUCUCUUGAAUUCUGCAUAUCUAGGUUCUGUUGUGUGCUGUGCCUAAUAAAUCCCCCCCCACUUUUCUCUUUCUCUUCAUCAUUUGUUGAUUUUUUUGUGAGUAUCCUUUAUUUCAUUCUGCAAAUCAUUCCUCCAGUGCUGUGCACACUGUAGCCUUUGUAUCAGAUAGCUCAGUGAGAAGAGUACAAGGCUCUUCAUCUCAUGGUGGUGGGUUUAAGCCCUACGUUUGACAAAAGAUACCUGCAUUGCUGGGGUUGGACUAGAUGGCUUUUGUGAUCCCUUACAGCUCUACAAUUCUAUGAUUCUAAGAAGCCUUGCCAUUUCCUGCAAACCCCAUGAUAUCUGCGACUAACUGUGCAAUCUAUGCCUGGCUUUGUUCAAUGAAGCUUACUCCCAUGUAAGUGUGCAUAGGAUUUCAGUCUUAAUCACAUGGGCACCCCAACUCACUUUCUCCCAUUUUACACAUCUUUUUAUUACUGAGAAGGUUACUGAAGUGUUCAUGGCACUGCGUGGGCACAAGUAUUUGCAGGAACAGGGGUGUGGCUGAACUGGAACUGAUAUGUGACUGAUGAAAUAGGAAGGGAUAAACAGUAUGAUAUGAUCUUCAAGGGAAUGAAUUUCAUACAUGCACAUCCGAUAUAAAUAGAAGUGAUAUACAGUUCAAGUACUUGAGCAGAAGAAAACACCUCUUCCAUAAUGGGCACUCUUUUAUGUAUUUACUUAUUGACUUGUUCGAUUAAAAUUGGACCUUGCCCUCCUCCUCAUGGCACACAUGGAGUUAGUUCCCUUGGUGGACACAGAUGACAUCUGCAAAUUUCUCAGGAACGGAUGCAGGGGUCUGUGAAUUGAAUCGCGUAAGUGCUGAAGAAGGAUUCUUGGUUUGAGGAAACAGGAAAGAGGAAGGAAAGAGAAGAAGAAAAUACACGAGCGUAGGAACGAACGAGAGAAGAAAAACGGGGACUAUGGGGAGAAAAAAGAUUCAGAUCACGAGGAUUAUGGAUGAACGUAACAGGCAGGUGACAUUUACGAAGAGGAAAUUUGGGUUAAUGAAGAAAGCUUACGAGUUGAGUGUUCUCUGUGACUGUGAGAUUGCUCUGAUAAUCUUCAAUAGCACCAACAAACUGUUUCAGUAUGCCAGCACUGAUAUGGACAAGGUGUUGCUGAAGUAUACAGAGUACAAUGAGCCACACGAGAGUCGAACGAAUUCAGAUAUUGUUGAGACGUUGAGGAAAAAAGGACUUAAUGGCUGUGACAGCCCAGACCCCGAUGCAGAUGAUUCAGCAUUGAACAAGAAAGAAAACAAAGGUUGUGAAAGCCCCGAUCCCGACUCCUCUUAUGCCCUCACCCCACGCACUGAAGAAAAAUACAAAAAAAUUAAUGAAGAAUUUGAUAAUAUGAUCAAGAGCCAUAAAAUUCCUGCUGUUCCACCACCUAACUUUGAGAUGCCAGUUUCUAUCCCAGUGUCCAACCACAACAGCUUGGUAUACAGCAACCCUGUAAGCUCAUUGGGUAACCACAACCUGUUGCCUCUGGCCCACCCUUCCUUACAGCGGAAUAGCAUGUCUCCUGGUGUGACACACCGGCCACCGAGUGCAGGAAACACAGGUGGCCUGAUGGGUGGGGACCUCACAACCGGUGCAGGCACCAGUGCAGGGAACGGGUAUGGCAACCCCCGAAACUCACCAGGUCUGCUGGUCUCACCUGGCAACAUGAACAAGAAUAUGCAAGCAAAGUCUCCUCCUCCCAUGAACUUGGGAAUGAACAACCGUAAACCAGAUCUCCGAGUGCUGAUUCCACCAGGCAGCAAGAACACGAUGCCAUCUGUGAAUCAGAGGAUAAAUAACUCUCAGUCUGCUCAGUCAUUGGCUACCCCAGUGGUUUCCGUGGCAACUCCUACUUUGCCAGGGCAAGGGAUGGGAGGAUACCCAUCAGCCAUUUCAACAACAUAUGGUACCGAAUACUCACUCAGCAGUGCAGAUUUGUCAUCGCUCUCUGGCUUUAACACUGCCAGCGCUCUCCACCUGGGCUCAGUAACCGGCUGGCAACAACAACACCUACAUAACAUGCCACCAUCUGCCCUCAGUCAGUUGGGAGCUUGCACUAGCACUCAUUUAUCUCAGAAUGCAAAUCUCUCCCUGCCUUCUACUCAAAGCCUCAACAUCAAGUCAGAACCUGUUUCUCCUCCUAGAGACCGUACCACCACACCUUCGAGAUACCCACAGCACACGCGCCACGAGGCGGGAAGAUCCCCUGUUGACAGCUUGAGCAGUUGCAGUAGUUCGUAUGACGGAAGCGAUAGAGAGGAUCACCGGAACGAAUUCCACUCUCCCAUUGGACUCACCAGACCUUCGCCGGACGAAAGGGAAAGCCCCUCUGUGAAACGCAUGAGGCUGUCUGAAGGAUGGGCAACAUGAUAACAUUAUUAGCUAUUAGGGUUUUUUUUUCCUUGCAGUGUGUGUGUGUGUGCGUGCGUGUGCUAUACCUUAAUGGGAAAG